This is a messenger RNA of Paramormyrops kingsleyae, 741 nucleotides long. It is a transcript of the gene mrpl41, whose product is annotated as mitochondrial ribosomal protein L41. Gene Ontology annotation, molecular function: structural constituent of ribosome. Gene Ontology annotation, biological process: translation. The record is from RefSeq and is a predicted model, not a curated record. Gene Ontology annotation, cellular component: mitochondrial large ribosomal subunit. NCBI's taxonomy places the organism in Eukaryota, Metazoa, Chordata, Actinopteri, Osteoglossiformes, Mormyridae.
GCUGCCUCCAGCUCCUCUCGCCCAAUCAGCACCAUCUUUAUUUCACCGUUCACGGAUACAUUGCUGCAGCUUAUGUGGAGCCGCAAAGGAGCGUAGCUCACAGACGGUAGCAUGGGGGUGCUGUCGGCGCUGUGCAGGGGCCUGGCCCGGGGGGCGGACCGCAUGGCGGAGUUCACUAGCAAGCGUGGGCCAAACACCUUCUACAAGGGCCGGGGCGCCAGGCCGACGGGCAAGGUGACGGCCAGCCGCAAGUUCGUGCGGAUACAGGAGAUGGUCCCGGAGUUCGUGGUGCCCAACCUGCAGGGCUUCAAGCUCCAGGCGUACGUGUCAUACCGCUCCCCGGACGGCACGGAGCCGCCCCUCACCGCCGAGGAGCUCUUUAACCAGGCGGUGGCCCCGCAGAUCCGGAAGGACAUGGAGGAGGGUACCUUUAGCCCAGACGAUUUGGAGAAGUACGGCUUCCAGCCCAUGCAGGAGGGCAGGCUGUUUAAGCUGUUUCCCAAAAACUUCGUGCGUUAGCGACUAGGCUGACAAGGCGCCAUAGAAACCUACAAGGACGGUAAGGACUGUUGGCGAACCGGACCAGCAAAGUUUAUUUCGGGGCUCCGUCCUCUGCUCGAAGAAUACGGGGUUUCCCCCUACGCAAGAAAUCCAUUUUGUGUGAACUUCCCCUUCAGUCAUUUUUUUCUAGACUGGUAUGUAAGGAAAUUACUGAAUAAAAAAAAGUCAAUCUAUGGUAAA